AUGCUCAGGACUCCGGGUCUGGUUCCCGCGACCUUGGCCGUGGCACUGACCCUCGCUGUUCCUCGGUUUUCCACUCGGGAAAUUGGGGGAAAUUCCUGCCCUUUUGGACAGGAUUGUGGUCAGGUUGUACGACUGUGUGGUAAGGCGCCUGAGCAGGAGCCUGUGCCCAGCUGCGGGAGACUGAGAGGGAGACUGCCUCCUGCUGGCGAUGUAGCUGGAGGAAAACAGGUUGUCUGGUUUGUCCACACUGCUCCAUCCCCAGUGCUUAGAAGCGCACGGAAUUGCAGGUGUGAUUAUUUGAAACAGCGCCUCCUCUCCGACUGAGACAGCUUCCUGUCAGCGGGCCCACGGAAAGCAAGCUGGAAUCUGACAACGGCACAGCCUUUGGAAUAUUACAUGACACUACAUCAUGAGUGACAGUAAAUGCGAUAGUCAGUUUUACAGUGUGCAAGUGGCAGACUCAACUUUCACUGUGCUAAAGCGUUACCAGCAGCUGAAACCAAUUGGCUCUGGAGCCCAAGGAAUUGUCUGUGCUGCUUUUGAUACAGUUCUUGGGAUAAAUGUUGCGGUCAAGAAACUAAGCCGGCCUUUUCAAAAUCAGACGCAUGCAAAGAGAGCUUAUCGGGAACUUGUGCUCCUAAAAUGUGUCAAUCAUAAAAAUAUAAUUAGUUUAUUAAAUGUGUUUACACCACAAAAAACUCUAGAAGAAUUUCAAGAUGUGUAUUUGGUUAUGGAAUUAAUGGACGCUAACUUAUGUCAGGUUAUUCAUAUGGAGCUGGACCAUGAGAGAAUGUCCUACCUUCUGUACCAGAUGCUCUGUGGUAUUAAACACCUUCAUUCAGCUGGUAUCAUUCAUCGAGAUUUGAAACCUAGCAACAUCGUAGUAAAGUCAGACUGCACCCUUAAGAUCCUGGACUUCGGCCUGGCCCGGACGGCGUGCACCAACUUCAUGAUGACCCCCUAUGUGGUGACGCGGUACUACCGGGCGCCCGAGGUCAUCCUGGGCAUGGGCUACAAGGAGAACGUUGACAUCUGGUCAGUGGGUUGCAUCAUGGGCGAGCUGGUGAAAGGUUGUGUGAUAUUCCAAGGCACUGACCAUAUUGAUCAGUGGAAUAAAGUCAUUGAACAGUUAGGAACACCGUCUGCAGAUUUUAUGAAGAAACUUCAGCCAACGGUGAGGAAUUAUGUAGAAAACAGACCAAAGUAUCCAGGAAUCAAAUUUGAAGAACUCUUCCCAGAUUGGAUAUUCCCAUCAGAAUCGGAACGAGACAAAAUUAAAACAAGUCAAGCCAGAGACCUGUUAUCAAAAAUGCUCGUGAUAGACCCUGACAAGCGGAUCUCCGUGGACGAGGCCCUGCGCCACCCGUACAUCACCGUGUGGUACGACCCCGCCGAGGCAGAAGCGCCACCACCUCAAAUUUACGAUGCCCAAUUGGAAGAAAGAGAGCAUGCAAUUGAAGAGUGGAAAGAGCUGAUUUACAAGGAAGUGAUGGACUGGGAAGAAAGAAGCAAGAACGGUGUUGUCAAAGACCAGCCUUCAGAUGCAGCCGUAAGCAGCACCGCCACGCCUUCUCAGUCGUCCUCUAUCAACGACAUUUCAUCCAUGUCCACCGAGCAGACGCUGGCCUCGGACACAGACAGCAGCCUCGAUGCCUCCACGGGACCCCUUGAGGGUUGUCGGUGAUGAGUUAGAAAUGGCAGGCUUGUCGUCAGUGAGGAACUCUCGCCUCCACGGGCCUGAGGUGCCUGGGAGUUGAUGGAACCAAAUAGAAAAAGUCCGUGUUCUGCAUGUAGGAAACACGGCGCCCUGCCCUGCUCAGUCCUAACAGCAUCGCCUGCCUAGGUUAUAAAGUGAAGCAGGGUAUGUCUGAAGAGAUUUUGUUCAAGGUCAUUUCAGGUGAGCAACUAGAAAGGAUGAAUUUUUUUUAAGUUGUAAUAGUCGUGACAGUUUCUCACCCUCAGUAACUGUUGGGACUUACGUGCAUGUGACCACAAAUGCUUGCUCCAACUUGCCAUCUGUCACUUUGGAAAUCAGUAUUUAAAUGCCCAGUAGUCUCCCAGGUAGUGCUGCUUCUAGAAUUAUCUCUUAAUACUCUCGAGUACUUUGCUCUCUGUCCAGAAAAAAAUAGAUUAUGUGUAUUAAUUGGCCACCACCAUAUUAUUGUAUCUCACCUUCUUUUAUGGUAUGAUUUAUUCUAUCUUUUGUAUUUCAGAAGGAAUAUAAUUAAAUCUAUUUAAUAAAUAAAAAAUAGAACUUUUAAAAAA
Messenger RNA from Pteronotus mesoamericanus, 2265 nucleotides. It is a transcript of the gene MAPK9, whose product is annotated as mitogen-activated protein kinase 9. Gene Ontology annotation, biological process: protein phosphorylation; JNK cascade. Gene Ontology annotation, cellular component: nucleus; cytoplasm. The record is from RefSeq and is a predicted model, not a curated record. The coding region runs from base 410 to 1684 and encodes 424 amino acids. The transcript is spliced from 14 exons. Lineage: Eukaryota; Metazoa; Chordata; Mammalia; Chiroptera; Mormoopidae. Gene Ontology annotation, molecular function: ATP binding; JUN kinase activity.